This is a messenger RNA of Solanum pennellii, 1609 nucleotides long. Its product is annotated as probable polyamine transporter At3g13620. The transcript has a single exon. Lineage: Eukaryota; Viridiplantae; Streptophyta; Magnoliopsida; Solanales; Solanaceae. The record is from RefSeq and is a predicted model, not a curated record. Gene Ontology annotation, biological process: transmembrane transport. Gene Ontology annotation, cellular component: membrane. Gene Ontology annotation, molecular function: transmembrane transporter activity. The coding region runs from base 57 to 1469 and encodes 470 amino acids.
AGAUAAGAUUAACUGCAACUCCCAUUCAGAAUCCUCCCAAAAAAAAAACAAUCGCAAUGGCAGAGGAGAAGCAAACUCCAGUUUCCACCAUGGCUGAAAACUCCGAAGAAAUCCCCAUAACCACCGCAAAAACUGUCAAAAAAAGUAAAAAACUAAGCCUGAUUCCUCUCAUCUUCCUCAUCUACUUUGAAGUUGCUGGUGGCCCUUAUGGUGAAGAACCAGCCGUUCAAUCUGCUGGCCCACUUUUUGCCAUUCUUGGUUUUCUCAUUUUCCCUUUUAUUUGGAGUGUACCUGAAGCUUUAAUUACUGCUGAAUUAUCAACUACUUUCCCUGGUAAUGGCGGUUUUGUUACAUGGGCUUACACAGCUUUUGGCCCCUUUUGGGGUUCAUUAAUGGGUACAUGGAAAUUUCUCAGCGGUGUUAUCAACAUUGCAUCUUUUCCUGUUUUGUGUAUUAGUUAUAUGGAUAAGCUUUUCCCAAUUUUCAGUUCUGGCGUUCCAAGAUAUAUGGCGAUUUUGGUAUCUACAUUGUUGUUAUCGUUUUUGAAUUAUACUGGAUUAGCUAUUGUGGGUUAUGUUGCUGUUGUUCUUGGUAUUGUAUCACUUGCACCAUUCAUUAUAAUGUCUUUGAUUGCGAUUCCGAAGAUUCAGCCUCAUAGAUGGAUUAGUUUAGGUCAAAAAGGGGUGAAGAAGGAUUGGAAUAUGUUCUUCAAUUCAUUGUUUUGGAAUUUGAAUUUUUGGGAUAAUGUGAGUACUUUGGUUAGUGAAGUUGAAAACCCGAAGAGAACUUUUCCUAAAGCACUUUUUUCAUCAGUAAUCUUAACUUGUUUUGGUUAUUUAAUCCCACUAAUGGCUGUUACUGGAGCAGUAUCAGUUGAUCAAAGGGAAUGGGAAACAGGUUUUAUGGUGAACGCGGCAGAUAUGAUUUCUGGUAAAUGGUUGAAAUUUUGGAUUGAAAUUGGAGCUAUAUUAUCAUCAAUUGGUUUAUUUGAAGCUCAGUUAAGUACUUGUGCUUUUCAGCUUUUAGGUAUGGCUGAAUUAGCAUUUUUGCCUAAAUUCUUUGCAUUAAGGUCAAAAUGGUUUAACACACCAUGGGUUGGGAUAUUAUUAUCAACAGUAAUUUCAUUAAGUAUGUCUUAUAUGAACUUUACUGAUAUAAUAUCUUCAGCUAAUUUCUUGUAUAGUUUAGGUAUGUUUUUGGAAUUAGCAUCUUUUCUUUGGUUGAGAAGGAAGUAUCCAUUGAUUAAUAGACCAUAUAAAGUGCCAAUGAAGAUGCCAGGAUUGGUUGUUAUGUGCUUGAUUCCUAGUGUAUUUUUGGUGUUUAUAAUGGCUAUUGCAACUAAGGUUGUGUUUCUUAUAAGUGGAUUGAUGACUGUUGGAGGAAUUGGAUGGUACUUUUUCAUGAAGUUGUGUAAAACCAAGAAGUGGCUCAAGUUCUAUGAUGAUAUGGAAGAGAUGACUAUAACAUAGAGACAGAUUCAAAAUUUAUUAUUUUCAUGUUCUAUAGAUAUAGAAGUAAUUAGAAGAUUAUUAUUGCAAGGAAGUUAUCCAGAAAGAACUUUCUUAUGGUUAUAUACAUCUAUCAGAAGAUCAAUUACAUGUUCUUUAUU